Echinops telfairi (small Madagascar hedgehog) is the source of this 3815-nucleotide messenger RNA. It is a transcript of the gene STIM1, whose product is annotated as stromal interaction molecule 1. Gene Ontology annotation, biological process: intracellular calcium ion homeostasis; activation of store-operated calcium channel activity; store-operated calcium entry. Gene Ontology annotation, cellular component: endoplasmic reticulum; plasma membrane. Lineage: Eukaryota; Metazoa; Chordata; Mammalia; Afrosoricida; Tenrecidae. The record is from RefSeq and is a predicted model, not a curated record. The transcript is spliced from 13 exons. Gene Ontology annotation, molecular function: calcium ion binding; protein binding; calcium channel regulator activity. The coding region runs from base 282 to 2432 and encodes 716 amino acids.
CCGGAAGCGGCCCGAGUGGACAGGGUGCUCCGGCUGCCACAGCCCCGGCGGACCCGCGGCUCGACCGGAGGCGCGGGCCCUGCUGCCGCGUCCAAACUUGGAGCGCUUGACCUUUGGCUGCCGGAGGGGGCAGACCCCGCGGGGUGCUUGGACAGCUGCGGCGCCGUGAGGGCAUCCUGCCCGGGGUUCCGGGACCGUCGGCUGCACUCCUGGGCGCCCGGCUCUACCUCCGGGAUCCCGAGGUGUCCACAUCAGGCGCAUGCUGGCCGCGACCUGGAGACAUGGAUGUGUGCGCCGGUCUUGCCCUCUGGCUCUUCUGGGGGCUUCUCCUGCACCAGGGCCAGAGCCUCAGCCAUGGCCACAGCGAGAAGACAGCAGGAACCGGUUCGGGGGCCGGUUCUGAGGAGUCCACCGCGGCAGAGUUUUGCAGGAUUGACAAGCCCCUGUGCGACAUUGUGGAUGAAAAGCUCAGCUUUGACGCUGUCCGCAGUAUCCACAAGCUGAUGGAUGAUGAUGCCAAUGGUGAUGUGGAUGUGGAGGAAAGUGAUGAGUUCCUGAGAGAAGACCUCAAUUACCAUGACCCCACAGUGAAGCACAGCACGUUCCACGGGGAGGACAAGCUCAUCAGUGUGGAGGACCUCUGGAAGGCAUGGAAGUCCUCAGAAGUGUAUAACUGGACCGUGGAAGAGGUGGUACAGUGGCUCAUCACCUAUGUGGAGCUGCCGCAGUACGAGGAGACCUUCCGGAAGCUGCAGCUUGGUGGCCAUGCCAUGCCGAGGCUAGCUGUAACCAACACCACUAUGACGGGGACGGUUCUGAAGAUGACAGACCGGAGCCAUCGGCAGAAGCUUCAGCUGAAGGCUCUCGACACAGUGCUUUUUGGACCUCCUCUCUUGACCCGGCACAAUCACCUCAAAGACUUCAUGUUGGUGGUGUCCAUCGUUAUUGGUGUGGGUGGCUGCUGGUUUGCCUAUAUUCAGAACCGUUACUCCAAGGAGCACAUGAAGAAAAUGAUGAAGGAUCUGGAGGGCUUACACCGAGCGGAGCAGAGCCUGCAUGACCUUCAGGAAAGGCUGCACAAGGCCCAGGAGGAACACCGCACAGUGGAGGUGGAGAAAGUACAUCUGGAGAAGAAGCUGCGUGAUGAGAUCAACCUUGCCAAGCAGGAAGCCCAGCGCCUGAAGGAGCUUCGGGAGGGCACUGAGAAUGAGCGGAGCCGACAGAAAUAUGCUGAGGAGGAGUUGGAGCAGGUUCGGGAGGCGUUGAGGAAAGCGGAGAAGGAGUUGGAGUCACACAGCUCAUGGUAUGCUCCAGAAGCCCUUCAGAAGUGGCUGCAGCUGACGCACGAGGUGGAGGUGCAGUACUAUAACAUCAAGAAGCAAAAUGCCGAGAAGCAGCUGCUGGUGGCCAAGGAGGGGGCUGAGAAGAUAAAGAAGAAGAGAAACACGCUCUUUGGUACCUUCCAUGUGGCCCAUAGCUCUUCCCUGGAUGAUGUGGAUCACAAAAUCCUGACGGCUAAGCAAGCACUAAGUGAGGUGACGGCAGCACUGCGGGAGCGCCUGCACCGCUGGCAACAGAUCGAGAUCCUCUGUGGGUUCCAGAUUGUCAAUAACCCUGGCAUUCACUCACUGGUGGCUGCUCUCAACAUCGACCCCAGCUGGAUGGGCAGCGCCCGGCCCAACCCUGCCCACUUCAUCAUGACUGACGACGUGGAUGAUAUGGACGAGGAGAUCGUGUCGCCCUUGUCCAUGCAGUAUGCUGCCUGGCUGAUGGGGCGUAGGUUCAGUGACCGUUCUCUCUGCUCUGCAUCCGCCGGCUCGGAUGAUCAGUCCCUCUGGAAAUACCCGGCCCCGAGCCUGCAAAGCAGUGUCCGACAGCGCCUGACGGAACCGCAGCAUGGCCUAGGAUCUCAGAGGGAUUUGACCCAUUCCGAUUCGGAGUCCUCCCUCCAUAUGAGUGACCGCCAGCGGAUGGCCCCCAAACCUCCUCACAUGGUCCGUGCUGCAGAUGAGGCUGUCAGUGCCAUGACUUCCAAUGGCAGCCACCGGCUGAUUGAGGGGGUCCACCCAGGGUCUCUGGUGGAGAAACUGCCUGACAGCCCUGCCCUGGCCAAGAAGGCACCGCUGGCGCUGAACCAUGGGCUGGAUGUGGCCCACAGCCUGAUGGAGCUGAGCCCCUCCAUUCCACCUAGUGGCUCUCCACCCUUGGAUUCUUCCCGUUCCAACAGCCCCAGUUCCCCAGACCCAGACACACCAUCUCCAGUCGGGGACAGCCGAGCCCUGCAGGCUAGUAGAAAUACACGUAUUCCCCACCUAGCUGGCAAGAAGGCGGUAGCUGAGGAGGAUAACAGCUCCAUUAGUGAGGAGACAGACUCUAGCCCAGGCCGGAAGAAGUUUCCCCUCAAAAUCUUUAAGAAGCCUCUUAAAAAGUAGGCAGGAUUGGGCUGGUAGUCCUUUCCUGGGUCUUCUGCCUCCCUGUUCUCCUCCCCCAAGGUACCUGGGCCCUAGAGUGGGGGCAUGGGCCAGGCUGGCCCAGGGGCCUGGGCACUAUACAUACCCACCCCCCUCGUCCUUGGGUCCUUCAACAUUAUUUAUUAACUGACCACCUUGGCCUGCCUGCCCUGCCUUCCUCCCAACUGUGGGCUGCUGCUGUCACUUCCUCUCCACUUCAGUGCAUGUCUUAGUUGCUAUGUCUUCUCUGCCCCUCAGCUCCCAGCUCCACUCUGGGUUCCAGCUUCUGCCUCUGCCGCCCCAGUUUUGAGGUUUGGUUUCUUGUUUCUCUCAGUCUUCUGAUUUCCGGCCCCUCCCUUCACCCACUCCCCAACUUCCCUUAGCUGUGGGGAAGAUCGGUGGCGUAACUUCUGACACAGUGUCUCGGCUUAGCCCCACUCCACCCAGGAUGGUUCUGUUUGUCCCAGGCUGGGGCCUAGAGCUUAAUUUGGGGGGGCUUGUUCUUUGGGAGUGUGGUAGUCCUGAGAACCCUUAACUGGGAACUCACUUAGGCCUCCAGAAGACCACAGGGAAGUGAAGCCAACUCCCAGGAAAUAAACCACCAAAGAUUUUUGAAGAGAGGCCAAGCGAGGGGAUGGAGAGACCGCUCUUAGUUGAACGAUGAGUGGAUGCCAGACUGUGCUACCAGGCAGUCACCUUUUUCCUCCCACCCAUCCCUUCUCCCUGUUUCCCACUCUGCAGGAGGGUUUGUCUCUAAGAGGUGCUGCCCCAAUGCUCCCCAAGCACCCAUACCUCUGGGGCUCAGGACAAUUGGCUCUGUGGCCAUGGGAGCCAGAGCCAUGACAUAGGGCUCGAAUGGGGCCCUGCAGCUGUUGGGUAAUGAAACUGUUGCAUUUGAACCAAAAGACAAAAGUUUAACCAUUAAAAAAGAAAUCUCCUGAAUUUCCCAAGUGCCUGCUCCACAAACUCCCCUUGUUAGACCCUAUUUUCAUGUUGCUGCAGAGCCUGGGCCAGAGGCUCAAAAAGGACACGACCAGUUAGGGAAGGGGUGGCUAAGGAAGAUGGUGGAGGUGGAGGCGGCUGUAUGACCACUCUCCCCCGCCCUCCCUUCCCAGCCUCUAGACAACUCCCUCCCUUUACCUGUUUUUUGCUAUGGCUGUAAAGGUAUUUUCCCUCUGCCACACUCCCAGUCAUGCCUCUACCCUGGGGUCCUAUUUUAGGACUGGGAUGGGUAUACCUGGGGCUGGUCUUAGGAGGCUGCAAGGUGACAGACUGCCUUGUACCCUCUGGACCCUCUCACAUGGGUUUUUCUGUGUCAUUUCAUAAGACUCUUUGAAGUCCAAUAAAGCAUGUAGGAGAUUUUAA